This is a messenger RNA of Carya illinoinensis, 4009 nucleotides long. RefSeq lists its product as uncharacterized. NCBI's taxonomy places the organism in Eukaryota, Viridiplantae, Streptophyta, Magnoliopsida, Fagales, Juglandaceae. The record is from RefSeq and is a predicted model, not a curated record. Gene Ontology annotation, biological process: protein transport. The transcript has 7 exons. Bases 239 to 3631 code for a protein of 1130 amino acids.
UGGCACUUUAAUAAUCGGUACCGCUAAGUCCCAUUCAAUUCCGUUUUCAACUUCCGUCGCCUCGACGAUUCCUCUUCUCUCUCUCUCUCUCUCUCUGUGGUUUGAAUCCCGCUAUCAAACAUCAAUUACGAAUAAUCUAAACCGCGUAUCGGUUCCUUCCGUGUCCGAUUCCUAAUUUUGCGACGUUUGUUCUGCAACUCGAAGGAUCUGAAUUUUUUGGUAUCUACUUUGUGUAGCUAUGUCUAUGCUACAUAGGAGUUUCAAGCCCGCCAAAUGCAAAACAGCGUUGAAGCUUGCGGUGUCGCGCAUAAAGCUGUUGAAGAAUAAGAGGGAAGCACAGCUAAAGCAGCUGAAGAGGGAAGUAGCCCAGUUGCUCGAAUCUGGGCAAGACCGGACUGCCAGAAUUCGGGUUGAACAUGUUGUCAGGGAGGAGAAGACAACAGCAGCAUAUGAACUUAUUGAGAUAUACUGCGAACUUAUUGUGGCACGUCUAUCAAUCAUUGAGUCACAAAAAAACUGUCCCAUUGAUCUGAAGGAAGCAAUUUCAAGCGUAAUAUUUGCAGCUCCAAGAUGUGCAGACAUUCCCGAGCUAAUGGAUAUUCGCAAACAGUUUACUGCUAAAUAUGGAAAAGAUUUUGUCUCUUCUGCAAUUGAAUUACGUCCAGAUUGUGGUGUAGGCCGUAUGUUGGUUGAGAAAUUAUCAGCCAAAGCACCUGAUGGCCAGACCAAGAUGAAAAUCUUGAGUACCAUUGCUGAGGAACAUAAUGUCAAAUGGGAUCCUAACUCCUUAGAGGAGCAAGAUACCAGGCCCCCUGAGGAUAUUCUGAAUGGACCAAACACUUUUGAGAAGGCCAGUAAAAUAUAUGUGGAGCCUCAUGUCCAAGUUCCAUCUAUUCAUGAUGGCAAGGGACCUCCUAGUGUUCCAAUUCUGCCUAAACAUGAUGUACCUGGAAAUUUCUUUGAGCACAAUGCAAGAUCAUCAUCUCGCUUGCGAAAUUCUGAUUCAGAUAUUGGGGCUGAAGGAGGUGCAACAUUUGGCACUUUUCAAGCAGAUAUGGGAUCUUCAGGAAAUGAAACUGAAGAGACAGAGUCUAGGCAUUCAUAUUCUGGCAGUGGCGAUGCUCCUUCAAUGGGUAGGCAGAAUUGGAAUAUGGAAUUUAAGGAUGCUACUGCUGCUGCACAGGCUGCUGCUGAAUCGGCAGAGCGAGCAAGUAUGGCUGCCAGAGCAGCUGCAGAGCUUUCUAGCCGUGCGAAGGUCAUUAAGCAAUAUUCUAUGAAAUCACACAAGUCUUCUACUGAUGUGCUAAGCGGUGAAGGGUCUCAAAAAUAUUCUGCUUCCGAAUCUCAAGGUGAACACCUUGCCAAACGUCCAGUUAGUAAUGCCUUUCCUGGAAGAAUUUCUUCAAUACAUGAUGAGCAAAUUGAUCACGCUGAACGAGAUAUCCUGGCUGGAGCAACUGAAAGCUUUUACAGGGAUGAGCAUAAGGACAAUGCUACAUAUACCUGGUCAGCUUCCUCGAAGUCAACUACAGCUUCCAUUUAUAAGAAUCCAUUGGCAAAUAUUUCCCAAGAGACAGAUAGAUAUCCUCAAAAGACUUUGUCUGAGCUGAAGAACAGAGAAUCUUUAGGUGGAGUAAGCUUGAAGAAACAAUCUAGCAACAAUGAGAUAAAAAUUUUAGGUGAACUGAAUGAUGAUACAGAAUCUGAGAACAGCAACAAUGAGAUAGAAUUUUUUGGUGAGCUGAAUGAUGGUACAGAAUCUGAGAAGGUUAAUUAUAUUGGAGAUUUAGGGACCAGAAGGCAAUCCAGCAGAGCUUCUUCUGAUUCUUAUUCUCACACUUUUAUUAAUGACCACAAUGAUAAUUUGAAUUUGAACCACACGAAGUUAGGGAGUGAUGUUGGUCAGAGACCUUUUGUUAUUGAUGAAGGAAACAGCCAUAGUGACAAUGAGAAGACAACUUCUUAUGACAAGGGUUCUGUAGUUUUUGAUGAAUAUGGCUCAGAUGAUGGUGAUGACUAUAAAUUCGAUGUACAAAAUGAAUUCAAGGGACAAGAAUCGAGUUUGUAUUUUUCAUCUCCAGGUAGAAAAUCAGCUGUAAAUCUCUUACAAAAUACAGAUACUUGGAGACACGGGAAAAACAUGGAAGAACCAUUUGAAAAGUCCAUUUCUCAAUCACAUUCUUUCAGUGGGCAGCAUUCUACACAUGUAUUUCCUGAAAGUUAUACAGUUCCUACAGAACCACGUGACUCGUUGGAUGCAACGUAUGACAAUUCAGAUGACCAAAGUUCAGAUGAUAAUGAGAAUCUAGAGAAAUCAAAGUUUGUUGCGAAUACGGAGCCUGGUAUAUAUCCUAGCAAACAGGAUGAUUACGAAAGAAAUUCUGAGUUGAACAAGAGUGCAAGUCAUGGUUUAAUAGGAUCCUCAUCUGCAGAGAUGGAACAUGUGGCAUAUAAGAGAGAGCCAUUGUUGCCACCCUCGUCAGUUGAUUCGGAUCCCAUGGAAGUACGCCUCGAAAAAAACCAAGGAAAAGAGUUUCACGCUGUAUCUGAUAGAAAGUUUGGUAAUAGUGACCUGCCAUCUUCAAAACAUGAGAUAACUGGAUUGCAUUCCAGGAUUGAGGACAAGGAGCACAUGCCACAGUUACCGGAUACUUGGAAAGAUAAUGAACUUCUGAAAGAGUCUAGUUUAGAAAGUGGUAACGAGUUGAGGUUUGGAAAGUUAACAGGAGGCCUUCGGAAUAAGGGUCUCAGGCGUCCACCUUAUUCUCGGGAUCAAUCAGGCCAUGCCUCAUUAUUCAAACAAGCAUCAGGCGAUUCUUCUUCCAAGAUUGAGCAAUUUUCUUCUUCAGUAAUGGUCAGGACUACAAUUAAUCCUGAUGCUCACAAUCAAGAGCCACACAAUCAGAAAGUAACUUCAAAACAAAGUAAAGAACCGAGCUCAAAAGAUCUGGUCUUCUCUUCUGAUUCUGAUAAUGAUGAUUCAGAGCAACUCUCACCACAGAAUAUUAGUAUCAAUCAAGAGCCAUACAAUCGGAAACUAGGAACUGAACUCAAUAAGAAUUCAAGCUCAAAUAUCCCAAUUCCAUAUUUUGAUGUAGAUACUAGUGAUUCUGAGGAAGAUCUUCCUAAACAGGCUUCCACCAGGAAUGUACGCCCAAUUACUGUGUUUUCGCGAAGGACAAAAGCUCCUUCUUCAAGUACAAGGAGUUCUUAUUUGAAGGCUACAGAUGGUUCUGAGGCGUCAUUGACUCCUGACUAUGGAGCGAGAAGGAAAUCCUCUUCGAGGAGCUCCCAUGCUACCGAAGUUCCAGCAAAGCCCAUGUCCCAGACCAAGAGCUUGGAUCAUUUGGGAAGUUCUGAGCGGCAUGUGACAGCAGAGCAGUCAACUUCUAAGCCAAUGCCAGCAUCCAAGAGGUCCUUGAAUGAGGAAAGUUUAAAGUCAUCCACAAGGAAAUACUCCUCCAGUUCUCUUCCAAAGACACAAACAUCAGGUAGCUCCAAAAUUUCAGAAUCUGCAAGUCCGAGUAUGGAGACUCCACCUACAGAAAAGGCUAGUCAUGUUCACCCAAAGCUUCCUGACUACGAUACCCUAGCUGCAAAAUUCCAGUCUCUACGACGGAGUAGCGAAUGAAUUUAGUUACUUGCACAUAAAAUAAUAAAAUAUAGUCUAUUUUUACGUGAUUAUUAUGGCUAUAAUUAUCAUUAUAGAAUUGGUGGUGUUGUAAUUAACUUCUUUAUCUGAGAUUUAAAUGAACUUGGUUAUAGGAUGUGUAAGAUGAAAGUCUCCUGUCCAAAACGAGCCGAUUGUUAAAUUAUUAUGAUCAUUUUUCUUUUUUCUAUAAUUCCCUUCUUUUUUAAGCAAAUAGUGAAAUAGAAGGGCACAUUUGUUUGCACAUUGGUGUAAUGUAAUAGAAUGUGCUCAUUUGAUUGGGUUUAAAAUUGUAAGAAUGAACAUUCGUAAGAAUCCAUACUAAUGUCUUAUCUAUUUGUGGGUUGCUCUUGGAUUUCA